AUGCGGCUUCCUUCACUGAACUUUAGUCGAAAACUCGCCACUGCAGCUACCAAGAAACAACCGUUCAAGGUCGUUGAAGUAGGAGCUCGUGAUGGAUUGCAAAAUGAGAAGCAAAUAAUUACGGCCGAGGACAAAGUCGCCCUUAUCAACAGGUUGAGCGAAUGUGGCCUUAAAAGUAUUGAAGCCACUAGCUUCGUAUCGCCAAAAUGGGUUCCUCAAAUGGCCGAUCAUCAGGAAGUA
Messenger RNA from Haemonchus placei, 240 nucleotides. NCBI's taxonomy places the organism in Eukaryota, Metazoa, Nematoda, Chromadorea, Rhabditida, Trichostrongylidae. The record is from the annotation of a GenBank genome assembly.